Molecule: messenger RNA, 1222 nt
Organism: Umbelopsis ramanniana AG
Lineage: Eukaryota; Fungi; Mucoromycota; Umbelopsidomycetes; Umbelopsidales; Umbelopsidaceae
Exons: 4
Coding region: 43-954 (303 amino acids)
Source: RefSeq, a predicted model, not a curated record
CGCAGCUCAGUUUACAUUUCUUUCUUUCUCUCUUAUUCAAUCAUGUUUUCCAAUACUAUCUACCGGUUCAUUCGGACUGGUAUGGUACAUCCAUAUGCAGCCUAUAUGACAUACAAAGCUUACAAGUAUAAGGACUGGCCUAAACUGGAGUUCUGGCUCUUGUACUGGAUGGUCAUGGCUGCUUACAUGGCUGUUGAGCUAUUGGCCGAUAUCCUCAUCUCAUGGCUACCAUUCUAUUGCACAGCGAAACUCGGUGUAUUGAUAUGGCUCACCACAUUCCGAGCAAAGGGAUCAACGCUUGUUUUUCGUGAAAUCAUUCUUCCUCAACUGACUGCCAAUGAAUCAAAAAUAGAUGAGACUUUAGCAGUGUUAGGAUCACACGCCAAGAACAAACUAUAUCGUUUUGGUAGCAGCGCCGUAUUAUUAGCAGAAGGCUUUAUGGGUAUUGCAUUGGUGAGAGGCUACAGUAUGAUGCAAACAUAUCUGGCGCAGAGGGGCAACCCAUAUCAGCACAAUAGCGCAGCAGCUUCUCCCGCCGACCAGAAUUACAACUCUAGAUCGCUAACACCUAUUCAAGAACCUGCUGUGCAAGGCUCAGCUACACAGCUGCAAUCACAGAAACCUGAAUUUCCAGAUUCUAGGAGAUAUUUAUCUCCAGAAUUCCAAAUGCCAGCGUCUCAGCUACCGUCUCCGCCGUAUACACCCAGCCCUAACCAAUACGCGCAGGAGAGAUACUUUGAGUCGCAGAGACCGCUAUUUGCUCCGCCCGUCGAGUCACCACCUAGAGACUACGGUUCAGACAGUACAGACAUGACGCAAGACGAUUUUCGUAAAAUGCAAGCAUAUCAGAGAGUGCGAAAAACAUCUGAUGCCUGGAGUGAGAGGCAACGCCUAAAAGCUGCUCAUCUUGUGCCUCCUCGACCUUAUUCUGCUGCGCCCACGCCUCGAGGAUGAACGCAAGGCGGCAUCUACUAGUACUUCGGCUAUUUUUUUUUAUUUACUUCUUGUCAAACCCAGCCAAAAAAAUAUGCCGAGUGGUAACGAAACGUAAAAGAUAGAACUGUAAAUCUCCGAGUAGAUCAAAUCAAACUUGAUGUAAAGCUCGAUGUAAAUAUCACUUGUAAUCAAUGGAUUAGUUUAUUUCAUUUCAGAUGUCACAUAUCCUUAAAGACUAAAAAACAAAUUGUCCCGCUUUCUGAAUUAUGAAAGAUCCAGCUUUCUA